AUGGCCUCUCUCCCGGAUAUCCCAGGCUACUACUAUGAGGAACAAAACUGGAAAGACGAGGAGAAGAAGAAGUACUUCAAGAUCGAGAAGAGCCACACCGCACCCAGCAGUGCGGCCUGGUCAUCGUCCAAUGUUAAGCGCAGGAAGCACGAUGACGCGCAGGCUGCUGCGGCCAUCAAGAAGCUGAGGAUCCAGGCCGCCCGUGUCAAGCGCGCCAGAGUCUUGCAGGAACCGCUCACGGGAGGCUUUCUCAACCGCAUGUUCAGCGCCACAGACCCCUACGAGGUUUCCUACGUCGCCUUUGCUCAGGGGCUGCGGGACAAAGGUCGUCUGAACUACCCAGAUGAACCGGCCUCAGCUGAUGAUGUCGAGCCGAAUUUAAAUUGUCUUUAUGUCAAUGGCUCGGAUGAGAAGACAGGGCUCGGUGUUGCCUAUGUCGCAGAAUGGAACGACAGGACCAUAUUGGGAUACUACAUGGCGCGUGAUAAGAACGACAGACUCGUAGACUUCCCUCACCACAGAUACCGAAUCCCCAGAGGAUCCCUCGGUUUCUACUCACCGCGCAGGGAAAUGGUGAACCUCCCCAGCAUUUCGGACAUUAAAUGCCAUGAGCCAUCCCGCAGCAUCAUCGUUACCUCAAGCGGUCCCGCCUGGGGAGACGUGAGCAUCCAGAUGUUCUCCCCGCCUCUGUCAGAACCCGGAGACGAAGAGAGGCCCUACUGGCUGCUGGGCGAAGCCGAUAGCAUGCAGAGCCUCUCUCUCUUCGGCCGCCGCAAGAGCCACUGUAUCUACAGCUGCACCCCGGCUCCGGCAGCCUCGGAUAUGCUAUGCGCCCUCGCCACGGGCAGCGGCGUCGUCCAGUUCCUCCCCCACCGGCCGUACAGCUUGACCCGCAUACCCUGCGACAUCGUGGCGCAGCCCCAUGGCCACCACGACGAGGACGACGAUUGGGUGGCGAGGAUGGGCGCCAUGGGCGGCGAGAUGUUCAGCGUCGACUUUGCCCGCGGCAACCACAACGUGCUCUUCGCCGGCGGCCGCUCUCGGGGCAUCCACAUGGCCGACCUGCGCGAGGCGCCGACGGCCUGGGCCCGGCCCGUCGCCUGCGGGCCCGUGGCGCACGUCCGCUCCGUCAACGAGCACCAGGUCGUCGUGGCGGGCAUCAACGACCACCUCGCGCUCUACGACCUCCGGUUCACCGGCCGGGACAGCCGCUUCCGGAGCCAGGGCUGGGGCUCCUCCUCCUCCUCCUCCGCCGCCGCCCGAGGAAAGAAAGGCGCGACGAAGACGACCACGACCACGACCAAGCCGCUGCUGACCUUCCCGGGCUACCGCAACCAGGCGCACCUGCUGCAGAUCGGCUUCGACGUCGACGCCGACCACGGCCUCGCCGCCGCCGCGCACGACGACGGCCGCAUCGCGCUCUACUCGCUGCGCACGGGCCGGCAGCUGCGGUCCCCCGACGUCGACGCGACGCGGUCCUCCGGGGUCGUCAAGGCGCUGACGCUCGCCACGAUGCCGCGCGACAGGAACCCCAGCCUCUUUGCGGGCAUCGGGCAGGGCGUCCAGGCGUACUCCUUUGCGUCCCCCCCGGACGAGUGGGAGGGCUGA
Messenger RNA from Thyridium curvatum, 1608 nucleotides. RefSeq lists its product as uncharacterized. The transcript is spliced from 5 exons. Gene Ontology annotation, cellular component: Cul4-RING E3 ubiquitin ligase complex. Bases 1 to 1608 code for a protein of 535 amino acids. Gene Ontology annotation, molecular function: protein binding. The record is from RefSeq and is a predicted model, not a curated record. Lineage: Eukaryota; Fungi; Ascomycota; Sordariomycetes; Thyridiales; Thyridiaceae.